This is a messenger RNA of Carassius gibelio (silver crucian carp), 6168 nucleotides long. Its product is annotated as SEC14-like protein 1. The record is from RefSeq and is a predicted model, not a curated record. Lineage: Eukaryota; Metazoa; Chordata; Actinopteri; Cypriniformes; Cyprinidae. The coding region runs from base 271 to 2466 and encodes 731 amino acids. Gene Ontology annotation, molecular function: RIG-I binding. The transcript has 18 exons. Gene Ontology annotation, biological process: negative regulation of RIG-I signaling pathway. Gene Ontology annotation, cellular component: cytosol; cytoplasm.
CUGAGACAAAGAGGCGGAGCAGUGUUUUUCUCUUCACUGCGGCCAGUCAGUGUCUGAUGGGGCAGAUUCAGCAGCAGCGGACGUGAUACCGGACUUGGUUUAAUCGGAAUCACUGCUGGGUUUUGAUUCAGAGAGAUCAUCUCAGUCAUGGAUAUUUCAGAACCCACAAAUUCGAACAACUAAACCUACAGUUUUUUAUUCUGCUACGAAUUAUCUGUUUUCAUUUCCUCAUAUUUUGUUUCAGUUGCCAGCGCCAUUGUAGGCUCCACCAUGGUGCAGAAGUAUCAGUCCCCAGUGAGGGUGUACAAACAUCCUUUUGAACUGGUCAUGGCAGCAUAUGAGAGGAGGUUUCCCACCUGUCAUCUGAUUCCCAUGUUUGUGGACAGUGAUGUGAUCAGUGAGGAGACCAGUGAAGAUCAGUCUUUUCAUAAGAUAGAGAGGAGGUGUAAACUUGAUGUGGAUGCACCGCGACUCCUCAAACGGAUUGCAGGCGUGGAUUAUGUCUACUUCAUUCAGAAGAACUCUCUGAACCACAGAGAAAGAACUCUUCAUAUUGAAUCUCACAAUGAAACCUUCUCCAACAGAGUCAUCAUUCAUGAAAUCUGCUGUUACUCGGUUCACCCAGAAAAUGAAGAAUGGACAUGUUUUGAACAAUCUGCCAGUCUGGACAUCAAAUCUUUCUUUGGUUUUGAGAGCACAGUGGAGAAGAUCGCCAUGAAGCAGUAUGCCAGCAGCAUCAAAAAGGGUAAGGAGAUUAUUGAAUACUACUUAAGGGAGCUAGAAGAAGAAGGUAUAACUUAUCUACCUCGGUGGAGCCCUUGCCCACCAUCACCCACAAAGGCAGUGGUGCCAGUUGUUAUUCCUGCAUUGCCCAUCACUCCCACAAUCUCCAUUGAAGCCCCUCCUGAGUGCUUGAAUGAGAUUCAAGUGUGUAAAGAGGGCAGCAGUUCUCCUGGCAGCCUGAACGACGCCCUUGUAGCCAGUCCAGAUGAUAAGCUGGAUGCUGACUACAUCAAACGGUAUCUGGGUGAUCUCACACCGCUUCAGGAGAGCUGUCUGAUUCGCCUGCGCCGCUGGUUACAAGAGACACACAAGGGCAAGAUCCCAAAAGAUGAGCACAUUCUACGGUUCCUGCGUGCACGGGACUUCAACAUAGAUAAGGCACGGGAGAUCCUUUGUCAGAGUCUGACCUGGAGGAAGCAACAUCAGGUAGACUACCUCCUGGACACCUGGAGCUCUCCUCAGGUGUUGCACGAUUACUAUACCGGAGGCUGGCACCACCACGACAAGGAUGGCCGUCCUCUGUAUAUCCUACGCCUAGGACAUAUGGACACUAAAGGACUGGUUCGAGCACUUGGAGAAGAAUCCCUGCUCAGACAUGUGCUGUCAAUCAACGAAGAGGGUCUGAGACGCUGUGAGGAGAACACCAAAGUCUUUGGUCGACCAAUUAGUUGUUGGACAUGUCUUGUCGAUCUUGAGGGGCUCAAUAUGAGGCAUCUGUGGCGUCCUGGAGUCAAAGCUCUGCUGAGGAUUAUUGAGGUGGUGGAGGCCAAUUACCCAGAAACCCUGGGCCGUCUACUCAUCCUCAGAGCUCCCAGAGUCUUUCCUGUCCUGUGGACGCUGGUGAGCCCAUUCAUUGAUGAGAAUACACGAAAGAAGUUUCUGAUCUAUGCAGGAAAUGACUACCAGGGCCCUGGCGGUCUUGUGGACUACAUUGAUAAAGAGAUCAUCCCUGACUUCCUUGGAGGAGAGUGUAUGUGUGAAGUGCCAGAGGGUGGCUUGGUUCCCAAGUCUCUGUACAGAACUGCAGAAGAACUGGAGAAUGAUGAGAUCAGGCUGUGGACGGAGACUAUUUACCAGAGUGCCAGCAUCUUCAAAGGAGCACCACAUGAGCUACUUAUUGAGAUCAUCGAUGCCUCCUCAGUCAUCACUUGGGACUUUGAUGUAUGUAAAGGUGAUGUGAUCUUCAAUAUCUACCACUCUAAACGAGCUCCACAGCCGCCAAGGAAAGAUCCACUGGCUACCCAUGGCAUCACCUCUCCUGCUGGCAACAACGUGCAGCUUAUAGAUAAAUCCUGGCUGCUGGGACAGGACUACAGCAUGGUGGAGUCACCCCUCACCUGCAAAGAGGGAGAAAGCGUGCAGGGAUCACAUGUGACACGCUGGCCAGGUUUCUAUAUUUUGCAAUGGAAGUUCCACUCUAUGCCAGCAUGCGCCACCACAAACCUACCUCGGGUAGACGAUGUUCUGGCUACUCUGCAGGUGUCCUCUCACAAGUGCAAAGUCAUGUACUACACUGAGGUUCUUGGCUCAGAGGACUUUAGAACGGCUUGCUGCGAUGUGCAGAGUUUGGGCUCAAUGACCAGUUUGGAAUCCAGUCACAGUGGUUUUUCUCAGCUCAGCGCUGCCACCACAUCCUCCAGCCAGUCACAGUCCAGCUCUAUGAUCUCCAGCAGACGAUACUAGAGAUUUGGCGACCCAGAUGGGACUGGAAAAGAGCAGCAGAGUGGACAAUCGCUAUUGAGCUGAACGAUGAUCAACACAACCGGGUGGCCACCAUAAAAUAAGGUAAGCAUUUUUGUUUAUAAAAUUCAUUUGUGUUGGUUGAGGUCAGUUCUGAGUGGUAAGGAAACUUAAAAUCUGCUCUUCCAAAUUUAGAAAAAUAAUCGGAUAUCUAAAUUAAAAAAGGGGUUUUACUACAGAAGAAAUAACUGCAUGCACAUAUUUGGUUUAUUAAUAGGAAAGCCUUGGAAGGUAACCUUAAUUUAAAACAAAGAUGGUGUAGGCAGAAAGACAUUGUAUGCAAUGGUCUGUGUUUAUUGGAGACCUAGGAAGGACAGUAAUAAACAGAGAAGCAGAUUAGUUAAGGAAUCGCAAGAAAAGCCCCACGGCUACCGCUUUGAGAAAGAAUAAAGUGAAAGGUCACUGUCUCAAAGGUCAGAACAGGUGGGCCCUUAAGGACGCUCUAGGGAAGAGCGGUGUUUUGUUGUGUGGAUGUAACUGUGUCCGGACGAAUGAAUGUGUGAACAAUGAUGAAUGUAUGAACAAAUAAAUUCUGUAUUGGGCGGGUAAAAGUUGAGCACCAUUCCUGGACAGUCCCUUUAGUGGGGCCUGGCAGAAUUGGACUCAACUAGUAUCCACUUGAGAGGGAUGAAACUAUGAUGAGCCUUGAUAAUAAAAGGACAAUUAAUGACUGAUUAUCCCUUAGAUAAAGGGAAAAAGUAUGCACGAAUAAGCACUCUGGCUCAAUAAAGAGUGUAGAAAGUGUGAAUGAGUGUAGGAAAAUAGUAUCAAUAAAGUUUGAAUCAAGAUCUAUAAUAGAUUUUUGCAUUUUGGAUGUCUGUGUGAAAUAGGAGAAAAUUCUCUGAGCCCAGUGCACUGGGAGUGAGAGCAAGGGAUGAAGUUUCCACAUUAAAGUUGUAUUACAUGGGUGGACGAAAAAGGAAAGCGAAGUAAAAAAAAAAAAAAAAGAAUUAUUGUUAGAAAUUGUUAUCUAAAAAGUGAUAAUAAAAUAGAGCAAAUAAAAUAGACAGUCAAAUAAUAAUAUAAAUAAAAAAAGUGUAAAUGCAUGAGACAAAAUAAAAAACUAAAUUCAAAGAGGUAUGACCCACAGUAAAGAAUAAAAAGUAGGGUGAAACUAUUGGUAAAAAAAUAGUUAAAUUAAGUGAAAGGAAAAGAAGAGAUUGUAACCAAGUUACUAUAUAAAACUAAACAGUUGAUUUUUGAUGGUAAUAAUAUAAAUAAAGAUAUGGCAGCCACACCAGUGGAAAUAAUUGGAUUAAAAUAUCCACUGUGUAAAGAGCAAAUAAACAAAAUCUAAAAAAAAAUAAAUGGCAGAAGAGAACAAAAAAUAUUAUGACAAAAUGGCCAAAGAAAGGGACAUUUAAUGGCAAGCACGUACAGCAUUAGAAAAAAUGAAACAUCAUCAGGAAGAUAAAACCUGGUUUGAGGAAGGAUAGAGAUAUUGUAGUACAAGUCCAAGCUAUGGAAGAAGAAAUGGAAGAGAAAAUUAGAGAAUCAGGGAAAAAGAUCCGAGAGGUAAAUAAGUUGGAGACAGGAAAGAGUAAGUUGUUCUAUGGUAGUGAGGAUGAGAAUCAGGCAGAGGAGUUAUUUGAUAACGGUAAAUGGGAACAGGCCAGAGAAAAAGGGACACUUAGACCACUGGCCGCACAGCUCCCAAUUUUAAUCAAGGGUGAGCAGGGACAGUAUGUCCCCUGGGCUUCACAGGACUUCGAGGGGCUUGUCACUCGCCUUCUUGAUAUUCAUGAGGGGGCGGGGAAAUGGAUUAGAAUGUUUGAGGAGGAAACAAUGGGAAAGCUAUUGUCAGUGGGUGAUGUUAAAGCUCUGCUGGCUAAAAUUAUUGUAGGGACAAAGAUGGAUGAAAUUCUUCUUACAACGACUCUAAACAGAACAGUGAACUCUCACAUAAUGGAUGGGAUUGUUUUUAAUGCAUUCCGCCCAGCAGUAUGGCAGGCAUUGCGUGCGGAGUAUUCGAUCAGACUGAAUCCUAAAUCACUGAAGGGAGAAGAGGUGGGGGACACAGAAAAUCCAACCACAUAUGUUCAGAAACAGCUGAAAAGGUGGAAACAAGAAACUGAGGGGGAUCCCGAAGGAGACCCAUUAAUGGCAACAUUGUUUAGACAAGCUGUGAUUGAUGCUAUGCCGCCAGUGGUAAAAAGCAAGCUGGAGGAUGUGGUCGGUUUAACUUCUAAAACACACAAAGAAUUUUGUGACCAUGUGUCUCAUGCAGUGGAACAAAACAGAAAAAAUGAAAAAAAAAUCAAAAGUCAAAAGAAAGAGUUACAACGUAAACUAACUCAAUACCAGCUUAAAGAACUCACAAAAAAGAAGAAAAAUAUUCAAGCUUCAGUAACAAAUGCAGCAGCAGAACAAAUUACUAUAAUGUCUCCAGUAAUUUCUCCACAACCAACUCUUCAGUCAAGCCCACUUACAGCAGUCCCUCCAAAUGAACACUUGAACUCUGUGCCCAUAAUAAAUGUUUAUACUCAACAGCCAGGACAAAUGGGAAGGAGAAAAAAAAACAUACAGAAAGGCCAAAGAGGCAGAUGCAGAGGCAGGCCUCCAGGUUUGUGCUGGGGUUGUGGACAGCCCGGGCACAGUAAAACUGACUGUCCAACUUGCCCAUGGCUACAGCAACCUCAUGGUGGAAGGGAGCUGAGCUGGCAACAGCCUAACCAGGGUCCAGUACAGGGCCCAGUAAACCCUUGGGGAGGUCCCAAUCUAGGCUAUUAGGGGUGCCCAGAGAAUCCUAAAGGGGAGAGUCAGCUUCCAGUUUUAUCAACAAAAGCUGAUCAAGAGCCUAUUAUGCAGAUUAAAAUAGAGGGAAAACAAAUUCCGGUUAUGGUAGAUACCAACCCAUUCUCACUCCAAAGGCGUCAAAUAUCGAAGCAUGGUCAAGCGCCCCUAGCGUCACUUCUAUGACGCCAAAUGUGCCUCUCGACGUCGAAAUAUCGACGCACUACGACCUUCAUUGCUUUCAGUGGGAAACUUUUGGCGUCAGAAUUUUUAUCGCUAUGAAAUCAGGUUCAAGAAGUCUCAUUCAGCACACAUCGCGAUAAUUGCUAUCAGUUCCACAGUUUGGUUGAGUAGUCAUAAAUACGCUCUUUUAAUGCCUUUUAUUAAAUGUACUCUGUCUUCUUUAUUAAUCAGAUUAGCACCAUAUGUUUAAUCGCUGUAUUAUAUCGAUCAUCCGCAGCUGUCUUUGAGUUUCAUUGCGUUUAAAUAAAUGAACACAGCUGCUAAUUUGUGUGAUUAAACUAUCUGUCACGUGACGUGCCAUAGACCUUCGAUCCGUUUUAUAUUAAUUUCAGGUUCAAUGAUGUAAGUUGUAUUUGUAGUAAAACCAUGGUAAUCACGGCACUUACAAUAGUAAUAAAUGAAAUGUGAAGUUAAAACACAGUAAACGGGACAUUUACCAUGUUUUUACCAAAGUAACUGUAGUUUUACUAUGGUAUAUUAAUAAUCAAUACAACAAUACAAUAAUCACCAAACCAGCUAUGUUUGUAUCACUGUAAUAUUAGUGUUUUAAUGUGCUUUUAUAUGACAGAUAUCACAGUAAUCAUAUGUUCUGUACCAUGCUUUUAAUACCUUUUAAUGUAAAUCAAAAAUAAAUAAAUAAAUAAAUAAAUAAAUAAAUAAUAAAAAAAU